AUGUCGUUCGACCUGAAACAGAUCCCUCUUCCCACCAUCGAUCGCCCCUUCGGGAUCGAAUUAUGGCCAUUCUUCAACAAGGCCUUCGACGCCGUCGUCGGAUAUCCUGCAGACGACUUCCGCUUCGUCAACGGAGAGACGCCCAUGUCCACAUUUAAAGAAACCGCCAUUGCCAUGGUCACAUACUACACUAUCAUCUUUGGUGGUCGGGAGGUCAUGAAGAAGCUCCCGGCUUUCAAACUCAACGCUCUUUUCAUGAUCCACAAUUUCAUACUCACAGCUGUGAGUGGAAUUUUGCUUGUUCUCUUCCUUGAACAGCUUAUUCCCACCCUCUAUCACCAUGGUGUCUUUUAUGCUAUCUGUGACCACAAUGGUGGCUGGACUCAGCCAUUGGUUGUUUUGUACUACCUCAACUACCUUAACAAGUACCUCGAAUUUCUUGACACCGUCUUCCUUGUCUUGAAAAAGAAGCCCUUGACUUUCCUCCACACUUACCACCACGGCGCUACCGCUCUCUUAUGCUGGACUCAGUUGAUUGGAUUGACCUCGGUUUCAUGGGUUCCUAUCACCCUCAACUUGCUCGUCCAUGUUGUCAUGUACUGGUACUACUUCCAGAGUGCCCGUGGUAUCCGCAUCUGGUGGAAGAAGUACAUUACCAUUCUCCAGAUCAUCCAAUUCGUUAUCGACCUUGGCUUCAUCUACUUCGCUUCCUACACCUAUUUCUCCAGCACCUACUUCCCCUCUGCUCCUAAUAUGGGUACCUGCGCUGGUGAGGAAUUCGCCGCAUUCGCUGGCAUGGGUAUCAUCUCCUCCUACCUCGUACUCUUCAUCUCAUUCUACCUGGUUACCUACAAGAAGGCUGCCAAGACUGGACGCCCUCGCAGCAACACUGGUCGCCAGGCUCUUAUCGACAUGAAGGACGCCGAAGUCCCCAGUCCUAUCGCCAACGGUCGCAAGGCUGCUAACGGAGCCACAACAACUGGACGCCAGGGACCUGUCACCCGCUCUCGCAAGGCAUAA
Talaromyces amestolkiae is the source of this 1020-nucleotide messenger RNA. RefSeq lists its product as uncharacterized. Gene Ontology annotation, biological process: fatty acid elongation, polyunsaturated fatty acid; very long-chain fatty acid biosynthetic process; sphingolipid biosynthetic process. Bases 1 to 1020 code for a protein of 339 amino acids. NCBI's taxonomy places the organism in Eukaryota, Fungi, Ascomycota, Eurotiomycetes, Eurotiales, Trichocomaceae. The transcript has 3 exons. The record is from RefSeq and is a predicted model, not a curated record. Gene Ontology annotation, molecular function: fatty acid elongase activity. Gene Ontology annotation, cellular component: endoplasmic reticulum membrane.